Molecule: messenger RNA, 879 nt
Organism: Tribolium madens (black flour beetle)
Lineage: Eukaryota; Metazoa; Arthropoda; Insecta; Coleoptera; Tenebrionidae
Gene: asf1
Product: histone chaperone asf1
Exons: 2
Coding region: 210-803 (197 amino acids)
Biological process (GO): DNA replication-dependent chromatin assembly
Cellular component (GO): nucleus
Molecular function (GO): histone binding
Source: RefSeq, a predicted model, not a curated record
UAAUGCGGCUGUCGAAUUGUCAAAAAUUCUUCGCGGGUAAAUUUUUGCUCGUUUGCAUCAAAUGAACGUUAAAUGUGAUUUUUUUACGUAAAAAUUGUAGUUUUGUCAAUCCUAAACGCUAAUACCAGUCAACUUUGAAAUCACUGCCAUUUGCGAUAAUUUUUUUGUGAAAAUUCGCCUUAACCUCAAUUUUUUUUGUUGAUUGUAAAAUGGCAAAAGUGCAGCUUUGUAACAUAACAGUAAUGGACAACCCGAGUCCUUUUUCGAACCCUUUCCAAUUCGAAAUCACUUUCGAGUGCAUCGAGGAGCUCAAAGAAGAUUUAGAAUGGAAGAUGAUUUACGUCGGCUCUGCUGAAAGCGAAGAAUACGACCAAAUCCUCGACUCGGUGAUGGUGGGCCCCAUUCCUGAGGGUAAACACAUGUUCGUGUUCCAAGCGGACCCCCCAAACGUCGCCCGAAUUCCCGAAAACGACGCUAUUGGGGUCACUGUGGUGCUCCUGACUUGUUCCUACCGCUCCCAGGAGUUUAUCCGCGUCGGUUAUUUCAUAAAUAACGAAUAUACGGAUCAGGAAUUGAGGGAGAACCCCCCGAGCCCCCCACAAUUUGACAAAGUCGUCCGAAACAUACUAGCGUCAGAGCCUCGUGUGACCCGAUUUAAAAUCAAUUGGGAGGAGCCCAAUGCUCAAGAAAAUGGGGCUCCAGCGGCCGAGCCUCAGACAGCCCUCGCCGAGCCGGAGCCCCGUGCCGAAAUGCCCGCUUUCAACGAGAAUUCCAACUCGUGGGCCGCAAUGGAGUGCUCGUAGUAUUUUUUUUUGUAAAUAUUAAGUCUAGGGUAUUUUUGUAUUUAUUAUUGAGAAUAAAUUUUGUAUUUGGCACUUG